Molecule: messenger RNA, 1567 nt
Organism: Suillus subaureus
Lineage: Eukaryota; Fungi; Basidiomycota; Agaricomycetes; Boletales; Suillaceae
Product: CHAT domain-containing protein
Exons: 1
Coding region: 159-1331 (390 amino acids)
Source: RefSeq, a predicted model, not a curated record
CUCGACUGAGGACUCCACUCGAUGAUCUCGAGUCCAAGAACCCCAACCUAGCUCACACGUUCUCGGAGCUCAGCAAACACCUUUCCGACGCCCAAGGUUCCACAGUCAACCCGGAUCGAGCUACUGCUAACCAGGCAGAAACACAGCACAGGAAACAUAUGGAGCAGUGGAAAGCUGCAGUUGCUGAAAUCCGUAAAGUUGAUGGUUUUUCGCGGUUCCUACUCCCGCCGUUGUACGAAGAUUUGCAAGCGGCAGCACGUCAUGGCCCAGUCAUCAUCCUUAUUGCCAGUCAAUAUUUGUGCAACGCCAUUAUCGUCCCAACGUCGGGGGAGCCCCAUCAUAUUCCCUUGCUCUCUGUCACUCUCGCAGAUCUCAAUAAUCUCAAGGAUCGCUUCACCAGGGCAAUACGACAUGCGUCUCGGAUGACCCCAGCAGAGGCGAGGACAGAUCUAAUAGUACUCUUGCGGACAAUAUGGGACAAGAUCAUGCUACCCAUUGUCGAUGUACUCAAGAACGUCCUUAAAUUACGGCGCUACUCCCGAAUCUGGUUGUGUCCAACUGCAGUUUUCACAACUAUUCCUCUCCAUGCGGCUAACCCCUUUCAAACAAGGAAAGAUCGCUCUGGGAAGGAGCCAUGCCUGGAGGAUCUUUACAUCUGUUCUUAUACGCCAACACUAUCGGCUCUGAUCAGGUCUAGACAAAUGAUGAAGAAGCGUAUCAGUCCGUCCUUCGUAGCGAUCGGACAAGGUCAACCGGGCACAGGGCAAGGCAAAGAGCUCUCGGCUGUCGACAGCGAGCUCAAGUUUGUCCAUGAGCUCUUCCCCGCAACGGCCAACCCCAUCACCCUCUCCGGCGACCGCGCCACGCGAGCAGGUGCACUAAAAGCUUUGCAACAGAACACUUGGGUGCACCUUGCUUGCCAUGGAAAGCAGGACCAUGAGCAGCCCUACAAUUCUCAUUUCGCCAUGAGAAAUGAACGUCUGACGCUGCUUGAUAUCAUGGAGCAAGACAUUCCGCACGCCGAGUUCGUGUUCUUAUCCGCCUGUCAUACCGCUGCUGGCGAUGAGGAGACGCCCGACGAAGUCAUCCACCUCGCAGCUGGUCUCCAGUUUUCGGGUUUUAAAAGCGUUAUUGGCACGCUGUGGGCGGUCGAUGACGCUGUCGCCAAACACAUUGUUGAGCCUUUCUACGAGAAGAUGUUCGAGGAUUCGGAGGAUGGUGAUGUCAUGGACUGUAGGAAGGCGGCGCGGGCACUUAAUCAUGCUAUACAAGCCGUGAAGACGAAAGUGCCGCUCGAGCAGAGAAUCGUUUUUGUUCAUAUUGGUGUGUAGUUUUAUGAUGUUGUACUGCUUUCGUUUGCUACAGAUUCAUCAGUUGUUGAUGUUGGAUUGUUUUUCAUCCUUUCGGUGUCCCUCUUGUUGGCUCUUGUAGGAUUACCUUGAUACUGCAGUUUUUAUUUUACAUUACAUCCCCUCAUACUAUUAUAUUUACGCUCAGAAGAGUCUAUGCGACUCCAUUCAUUCUUCAUACACUGCGACGGGGAACACACUCGAUUCUACUACUGGAG